This is a messenger RNA of Aethina tumida (small hive beetle), 1303 nucleotides long. It is a transcript of the gene Clic, whose product is annotated as chloride intracellular channel exc-4. Lineage: Eukaryota; Metazoa; Arthropoda; Insecta; Coleoptera; Nitidulidae. Gene Ontology annotation, molecular function: chloride channel activity. The coding region runs from base 90 to 884 and encodes 264 amino acids. Gene Ontology annotation, biological process: chloride transport. The record is from RefSeq and is a predicted model, not a curated record. Gene Ontology annotation, cellular component: cytoplasm; apical plasma membrane. The transcript has 3 exons.
UAUGUCGGUGCAGUAGUGCGGCAAGAGGACGAUCGAAUCUUGGUGCCUUGUUUUUGUGCAUUAAGUUGUAUUAAAUAAUUACGGACGAAAUGGCCGACGAGGUCUCCCAGAACGGCACAUCGGGACUAAGCGAUGAAGAAGUGCCGGAAAUCGAACUGAUAAUACGGGCUUCGACCAUCGACGGAAGGCGAAAGGGAGCAUGCCUGUUCUGCCAGGAGUACUUCAUGGAGUUGUACCUCCUAGCCGAACUUAAGACCAUCAGCCUCAAGGUCACAACUGUCGACAUGCAGAAGCCGCCGCCAGAUUUCCGCACCAACUUCGAGGCGACGCCGCCUCCCAUUCUGAUCGACCGUGGCAUGGCCAUACUCGAGAACGAGAAGAUCGAGAGGCACAUCAUGAAAACCGUGCCGGGCGGACACAAUCUUUUCGUACAGGAUAAAGAAGUAGCAACAUUAAUUGAAAACAUCUACACGAAAUUCAAAUCGUACGUUACAAAAUUUGUGUCUGAUGGCAAAGAAGACUCCACCCCGAACCCGCCUCUGUUGCACCACCUGGAGAGGAUAAACGACUUCCUGGCGAAGCGUGGCACACGAUUCCUAACCGGCGACACCAUGUCCUGUUUUGAUUGCGAGCUUAUGCCGCGUCUGCAGCACAUCCGCAUUGGCGCGAAGGCCUUCCGCAAAUUCGAGAUUCCGACCAGGCUGACCGCCCUUUGGAGAUACAUGUCGAACAUGUACGAGCUGGAGGCGUUCAGACAAAGUUGUCCGGCCGAUCAGGACAUCAUUAGUCAUAUUAAGAACCAGCUGGGCAUCAAGACGACAGCGAGAAUAGAGCUUGAGACGCCCGUGUUCACAACUUCCAUUCCUAUAUUGUCAGAAUCAUAACUAGUCAGCCUGUAUAGUGGAUAAAAAAGCUUUAGGUUUUGUUAAUAUUUUCUACAAUGAAGUAAAAAAUGAGAAUUUAACAUUUUUAUAAGCGAUUUUUUAACGAGACCAGUGCGUAACAAACAAUUUUUACUUUUAUUUAUUUCGCGUUAAUAUUGACGAGACUUUUAUAAUGUUUAGGUUUCAUGUCAUAAAAGGUACACAUUAAAUCUUUGUUUGUAAAUAUUUUUAGGAUUACAUCUAAGAAAAUAUUCUUAACCUGCUUUGUUUUCUUCUUAUAAUCGUUAAGUUACUUAAAAAUUGCAUUUGUAUUGGAAAUGAUUUUUAUUAUAGAAGCCCCUAUGUAUUUUUACGUAUUUUAAGGCUUAGAUGUUAAUCAAAACGUUGAUAUCUAAGAAAUAAAGGUGUAUAAAAUUUAA